AUGUCGUAUCGCGGCCGCCCCAGUAAAGGAUGCGAAUCCUGCAGAGCUCGUAAAGUUAAAUGCGACGAAACGAAACCCAUCUGCAACCGCUGCCACAAGUCCAACCACGAUUGCAAGUAUCGUGAUCAGUCGGAUUUGCUUUUUCGGAACCAGACUGCAUUUGCUGCGCAGAAGGCCGAAGAGUCAUGGCGCAAGAGGUCCAAGUCGCACCAGCGCGCUGAGAGUGAUGGCAGCAGCUACCAUUCCUCUCCUAGCACGCAUCAAUCCCCUCCUAGCAACCACAGCUCUCCAAGGAGCGACCUAGCCUCUGAUCCAUCUGCGUCUCUCGCAGACUUUAACAACCUCUCUGUCAGCCAUAGCCUUCCGCCUGAUUUACAUCGUCUAGCCUAUGAGCGUUUUCUAUACGAUUGGAUUGUCCUCGAGACGCCAAACAAAAAUUCAGACGAGCCCUCUGAUGCGAUAUGGGACUUUCUACCUCUCUUGUAUCAAAGAUCUGCGGAGGGAUCAUGCCUAGCGGCCGUUAUUAGUGCUAUAUCCUAUGCCAACUUUAGCUCCCGAUGUAAUGCACCCCAAGCCCUUGGGCUUGCGGAGGAGCAUAUCGGAAAGGGGAUAAAGCUUUUGCAAAAGGCAAUAGCAGAUCCAAAACAAGCGGGUACCGACGAAACCCUUGCUGCAGUCUAUCUCAUGGGCGUAUAUGAGAACAUUACAUCCUCAGUCUAUAAUGGCUCCUUUCUGGCGCACAAGGAAGGCGCAAAUGCCCUCUUGCAACUGCGCACUGUUGGGGAGUUCUACAGUAACCCCAUCUCUGCCCGACUGUAUGAAGUUUCGUACGCCCAAAUGCUUAUCGGCAACUUACAGUCUGCAAAGGCUCCUCCCCUCCCUAUCAGAGACUUUAACACUGCAAAAGAAUACAUCCCGACAAUGUACAGCACCUCAGGAAUCUACGUAAUCCGAUUAAUCCACAGCGUGACGCACCUACACGCAGAAUGGCAAGACUUCAAGCAGGUCUCAUCGCCCCCCACAACCCGCUCCGCCUUCCGACGUCUCCUCCAAAGAGGUCUAGAGCUUGACGCCGAGUACCAAGCCUGGGAAAAUACAAUUCCGCGCGUAUGGCGCUACCAGAUCGAAAUGAACUCUCCUGAAGUCCGAGGCACAUAUGACCCGAAGUGGGUGAAUCUAGUGCUGGGAGCGCGGGGCGCGCCGAAGGAAAUCCAUUGCUACACGUCAUUGAAAAGGGCAUGGAUCUGGAGCUUUUAUCGUACAAGUCGCAUGUUUCUCCUCCGUGAUAUCAUUGAGAUUAUAAACUGGAUGCUGCGGUUGCCGGAGCCGGAGCCGGAGACGCAUACGGACGGCGCGGCCGACAUUGAUCCGCAUAUAAUGACGAACCAAUGGCCGCUGGAUAAUAUUACGCUCCAGAUCAAUCACGCGUUUGCAACUACGCAUCUAGUUACUGUCAUUGAGCAAAGCUGCUCGGCGGUGCUGAGCCAUUUCACGGUGCCAGUCUGGGGGAAGUCGUUGGAUGAUGUCAUGGGUUUGAGAGGGUACACUCCGUUUUGGAGUCUUGGGGUUAUGGACGCGAUUUUGAAACUCGGGAUGGUUCCAGAUUCAGGAUCAUUGGUGAAUCGUGCGUCGACAACGACAGCGACGACAACAUCAAGAGAUGUGCAACAACCUUCGAUAUCGACUCUACCUGAUACACACUUUCCUCCUCAUAUCCCGCAUUCCGACUCGACUCCGAACACGUUCUUUAACUCAGCAACCAUUACGCCCGAUGAUGCCGACGUCCUCAACCCAGCACCAGCACUAUCGUGCGUCACCCCACUAGCGCUCCCCCCCGCGCUCCCCCCAAACGCACACCCCUUCCUCCCAAACGACUCCCUCCACAUCUUCGACUCCAGUCCCCCCCAUCCCUUCGACUUCAGCUCCUCACUACCCCCACUCGACUUCACCAUCAGGCAGCCUUCUUCCAUUGACGUAGCGGCACGACGAGAUUGGAUCCAUAAUAUCUUGCAGUUUCUGGCGACUGAGCUGGGGAUUAAAAAGGGCCUAGCCGUGUUGAGACACGCGCAAGGAUUUCCGGGGAAUGAGUGGAUGGUAAAUGGACAGGCUAGGGCGAGGGCAUAUGGGGAUAUGGUGUAG
Molecule: messenger RNA, 2139 nt
Organism: Lindgomyces ingoldianus
Lineage: Eukaryota; Fungi; Ascomycota; Dothideomycetes; Pleosporales; Lindgomycetaceae
Exons: 4
Coding region: 1-2139 (712 amino acids)
Biological process (GO): regulation of DNA-templated transcription
Molecular function (GO): zinc ion binding; DNA-binding transcription factor activity, RNA polymerase II-specific
Source: RefSeq, a predicted model, not a curated record